UGCGGAGAAGGGGUCGCGAGGAGAAGGCCGCGGCGGCCGCCCUCAACGUACAAGUCGACGAGAGGAGCACAGGCUAUUGCAGAUAUGCAUGAGGAAAACAAAGCUGCAGCAAAUGGAUGUGGCAAAAUCCGAAGUGGCACUCAGAAUGAGGCUGCUUUACUUGCCCUGAUGGAGAAGACUGGGUACAGCAUGGUUCAAGAAAACGGGCAAAGAAAAUUUGGUGGUCCUCCACCAGGUUGGGAGGGUCCUCCGCCACCUCGUGGAUGUGAAGUUUUUGUGGGUAAGAUUCCACGUGAUAUGUAUGAAGAUGAACUGGUUCCUGUUUUUGAGAGAGCUGGGAAGAUCUAUGAGUUCAGGCUGAUGAUGGAAUUCAGUGGUGAGAAUCGAGGCUAUGCUUUUGUGAUGUACACUACUAAAGAGGAAGCCCAACUAGCCAUCAAGAUUCUUAAUAAUUAUGAAAUUCGUCCAGGGAAAUGUAUUGGUGUCUGUGUAAGCUUGGACAACUGCAGGCUAUUUAUUGGAGCAAUUCCGAAAGAAAAGAAGAAAGAAGAAAUACUGAGUGAAAUGAAAAAAGUUACAGAAGGAGUGGUGGAUGUCAUUGUUUAUCCAAAUGCCACUGACAAAACUAAAAAUCGUGGCUUUGCCUUUGUAGAAUAUGAAUCUCACAGAGCAGCUGCGAUGGCUAGAAGAAAGCUAAUCCCAGGAACAUUCCAGCUCUGGGGUCAUACUAUUCAAGUAGACUGGGCAGACCCUGAAAAAGAAGUUGAUGAAGAAACAAUGCAGAGAGUUAAAGUAUUGUAUGUAAGAAACUUAAUGAUAUCUACUACAGAGGACACAAUUAAAGCUGAAUUCAACAGGUUCAAGCCAGGAGUAGUUGAACGUGUAAAGAAGCUGAGAGACUAUGCUUUUGUUCAUUUUUUUCACCGAGAAGAUGCAGUUGCUGCUAUGUCUGAAAUGAAUGGAAAGUGCAUUGAUGGAGCUAGUAUUGAGGUAACGCUGGCGAAGCCAGUUAGCAAAGAAAGUACUUGGAAGCAACAUUUUAAUGGUCAGAUGAGUCCCAAUUCUGAAAAUCUCUUAGGUUUUCCAAACAAAGAAGAUGGCAAUCAAAAAUCCCUAGGGAAACCAUCAAGUCUUCCAGUUCGUCUUAAUGGUCAGCAAAGUCUGGGCCCCCCUGAAGCUGAAAGGUGCACUUACCCAUUUUUUCCAGGAAUAAAGCUUACUCCAAUUAGCAUGUAUUCUUUAAAAUUCAAUCACUUCAGUUCUGCAGCAAUGCAUCUUGAUUACUUUUGCAAUAAAAAUAACUGGACACCGCCAGAAUACUAUUUGUAUUCAACCACAAGUCAGGAUGGGAAGGUACUCUUGGUGUACAAGGUGCUUAUUCCUAGUAUUACAGGUGGUUCCCAGACUUAUUUCAUGCCAGACAAACUCUGUACAACAGUAGAAGGUGCAAAAGAAUUGGCAGCACAGUUCACACUUCUACAUCUAGCAUGA
Colius striatus (speckled mousebird) is the source of this 1491-nucleotide messenger RNA. RefSeq names its product RNA binding motif protein 46 (gene RBM46). Gene Ontology annotation, cellular component: nucleus. The record is from RefSeq and is a predicted model, not a curated record. NCBI's taxonomy places the organism in Eukaryota, Metazoa, Chordata, Aves, Coliiformes, Coliidae. The transcript is spliced from 5 exons. Gene Ontology annotation, molecular function: mRNA binding. Bases 85 to 1491 code for a protein of 468 amino acids.